AUGAGCAAUGGUCGCAGGAGCAGCAGCAGCUUUGAGCAAACGGCGGCAUGUGUGCGGCCAAUACGGCGUGCAGCAGCCACCGUGGCCGUGGUGGUGCUGGCGUUCCUGCACGGGGGCCGCCCCGUGUCGGCGGCAGGAGCUGAGGAGUGGCGCGGGCGCGUGCUGUACCAGUUGCUGGUGGAUCGCCCGGUGGUGCGGCAGUGCCCCAGGCGGCGACUCGGGGUGGCACCCUACCACGGAUACUGGGCCCAGGAUCUAUACGCCAUCGAGCCUCACAUCGGCACACCAGACGACCUCCGAGCGCUGGUGGAGAAGGGCCACAAUGCUGGCCUCUUAGUGAUGCUGGACGUGGUGGCCAACCAUGUGGGCGCCUGCGACACAUCCACCAUCCACCCCUUUGACAGCCCAUACCACUACCACGACUGCUCAGGCUGCGACGGCAGCUGCAGCAUCCCCCGUGCCGCCUUUGAUGCGGCGGAUGAGGGCCCCCUGGAGCACUGCCGCCUGGCGGGGCUGCCAGACCUUAACCAGUCCCACCCCUUCGUGCGCCACGAGCUGCUGAGGUGGGUGGGCUUCAUGGUGACGACCUUCUCGCUUGACGGCCUCAGGGUGGACACGGCGCCUGAGGUGGCGCGGCCCUUCUGGCGGGAGUUCAGCGGUGCCGCCGGCGUGUUCACGCUGGGCGAGGUUGCAUUCACUGGGCUGGAGCGGCUGGGCUUUGUCGCGUCCUACGCCGGCCCUGGGGCGCUGGGCUCUGUGCUGUCCUACCCGAUGUACGGCGCCCUGAGGGGUGUCUUUGGGGAGGGCCAAGACAUGGACCUGUGA
Messenger RNA from Monoraphidium neglectum, 825 nucleotides. RefSeq lists its product as hypothetical. The transcript has 8 exons. The coding region runs from base 1 to 825 and encodes 274 amino acids. The record is from RefSeq and is a predicted model, not a curated record. NCBI's taxonomy places the organism in Eukaryota, Viridiplantae, Chlorophyta, Chlorophyceae, Sphaeropleales, Selenastraceae. Gene Ontology annotation, biological process: carbohydrate metabolic process.